This is a messenger RNA of Bacidia gigantensis, 840 nucleotides long. RefSeq lists its product as uncharacterized. The transcript has 5 exons. The coding region runs from base 1 to 840 and encodes 279 amino acids. Lineage: Eukaryota; Fungi; Ascomycota; Lecanoromycetes; Lecanorales; Ramalinaceae. Gene Ontology annotation, cellular component: nucleus; RNA polymerase I upstream activating factor complex. The record is from RefSeq and is a predicted model, not a curated record. Gene Ontology annotation, biological process: nucleolar large rRNA transcription by RNA polymerase I; transcription initiation at RNA polymerase I promoter. Gene Ontology annotation, molecular function: RNA polymerase I cis-regulatory region sequence-specific DNA binding.
AUGUCUGUAUCUUCAGAAGAGAGAACUCGCUAUGUCCCAAUCAUCGAUUCUAUACUUGCAGCAAGCGACCUGAACACUAUUUCUGAGAAGCGAAUUCGGAAGGGACUGCAAGCUGCGGUGGACCAUGACCUCAACCUCCAGAAGGAUGCUAUCAAAGCUCUCAUAAUGGAGCGCUUCGACAAGAAGAUGGCCGACGAAGCCCCUAAGACCAAUGGCCACGCCCAUGCCUCCUCCAGUGAAGAGCGUUCCUCAGCAUCCACCCCAAAGCACGUGGCUACCAGUCCUCCAAACCCGAAGAAACAUAAACAUGACGACGACGACGACGAGAUGUCAGAUGUAAUUGAUGAGCCAAAACCGAAGAAAAAGAGGAAGCCAAGCGAAGACACGGACGCAGCAUAUGCUGCCAAACUACAAGCGAUGGAAAAUGCGCGGUCACGGACUACGCGCGGGGGCGGAUCCAAGCCGUCAAAACCUGCCAAGAAGAAGAAGACUCCAAAGAAGAAGAGCGCGGGACGUGUGAAAGCUGAAGACGAUAGCGAUAUUGAUGGGUCAGGAUCGGACGUGAAAGAAAGGAAAGUCAAUCGAAACACAGGGUUUCACAAAGAGCUGCUACUCUCCGCACCCUUAUCAGCCCUGCUUAAUAAUGAGAUCAAGCUAUCACGACCACAGACCGUUAAGAAGAUAUGGGAAUACGUCCGGGCAAACGACCUUCAAGACCAGACUGACAAACGUAAUAUAAUCUGCGACGACGCAAUGCGUGCAGUCUUCAAAUCAGACAAAAUUCACAUGUUUACCAUGAAUAAAAUACUGGGACAGAACCUUUACCCACAAGACGAGUAA